Molecule: messenger RNA, 630 nt
Organism: Caenorhabditis briggsae
Lineage: Eukaryota; Metazoa; Nematoda; Chromadorea; Rhabditida; Rhabditidae
Exons: 4
Coding region: 1-630 (209 amino acids)
Source: RefSeq, a predicted model, not a curated record
AUGCGUAAGAAUCGGGAUGCUACGUCGACGUCGUCGGGUGGCAGUUCUACGAUGAUGCAGCAUCGAGGAUCAAUUACUCAGUGCUCUGGAAUUGGCUCGAUCGGCCUACCAAUUCUUGGCGGUCGAGGGCGUGGAGUCAUGUCUGAUAGUCAUAUGCAACGAACAUUUAACGAAGCAAUGAGGCAGAGGAGGACCAGUUUACCAGCAAAUAGUUUAUCGCUGAAUGGAACCAAAAGUUUGAUAACCGGUUCUUCGUUGAGCGAAGCGAAAGGAUUGAUAGCUGAUAUGUUAAUGAAUAAAGAGUUACCUGGAAAUGUUGCCACGUGUCUUCGAGCAGUCGCCACACUUCUGGAGCAGAGACCACUGCCUAUUAAUGGAUUAUUAAGUGAAUAUGGGUUACCAUCAGUGAUAGAGAACCCAUAUGGUGGCGAAUCAAUGGUUAUUGGGUAUCCCUCGCCAAAUUCAAAAUUUCGAUAUUCUUUGAAAUUCGGCCCGGCUUGGGACAAGUAUGGCGCGAGAGCUGGGGAUGCAGUUUUGGGGAGAUUCUGGUUUUUUUUCCAUUGGGAAGUAAAAAACAGAAAAUUCAAUGGAACUUCACUCUCCUCAAUUAUUAUUGUCGAUCUCUUAUAG